GAGUAAUCGCGAGUUGUGUUCAUCUGCAAACGCCAGUAAGAGUUGUAUCUUUUGCCUUCACAAAAUCUUCAGUUGUUUAGUAACAACUAGCUAACAGUCUGACUGUACGGCUAGCAGAUAAUGGAGCUAUGGUGAACUGCCUUUAGAGCAAGGCCAAUUAUAUUAGUACAGCUAAACUGUCAACAAAUAACCUCACAAGAAUGACAUUUUAAGUGGUUUGUUCUGCAUGCUGUCAUCGGCUAGCUGCGCUCAACAACUGUUUCAGCGAUCUAGCUAUAGGUAACAUUAGCUGUGAACUUACAAUGGCAGCGUUACUUUUGCAACGGAAUAGCAAGUCAUGUAAGCAUAUCAAAGUAAGUCAAGUUUGGACAUUGAUGUCUCGUAACAGAAACGGCGCCUCAGGCAAUGUUGACAGUUUCUCCAAUAGAGUCAUUCAGCGAAAACUGGAAUCGUGUUCUAGUUGCAAACAGUUUUUAAAACCUAAGUUACGUGUGACACUACCUCCACAAACGAAUCGUGAGUUUAAAUCACUUUAUACCGAGCUCAACAGUCCCUUGUAUCCAAGAAUACUAGGACUCACCAGGACAUCACUUGGAAAUCAUCAGAUACUCAACUCAGUGGGAUUAUGGAAGAUAUUAGGGGGCCUCAAUUACUUUAGCACCUCUCAGUCACGCCAAGAGAAGAAAGAUGGAGGCAAGGGCAAGACUCCUGAGGAAGAUGAAGAGGAGAAGAAACGUCGUGAGCAAGAGGACCAAAUGUAUCGCGAGCGCCUGCGUACCCUUUUCAUCAUUGCUCUCAUCAUGAGUGUUCUCAAUUCCAUCAACACCAGUGGGGGGAACAUCUCCUGGAAUGACUUUGUGAACGAGAUGUUGGCAAAGGGAGAGGUCUCACGUGUACAGGUGGUUCCUGAGAGUGACAUCGUAGAGAUCUACCUCCACCCAGGAGCAGUCAUCUUUGGAAGACCUAGGUUGGCCCUUAUGUACCGCAUGCAGGUGGCCAACAUUGACAAGUUUGAAGAGAAGCUGCGGGCAGCAGAGGAGGAGCUCAACAUUGAGGCCAAAGACAGAAUACCAGUUUCUUACAGACGCACUGGCUUCUUUGGAAAUGCACUGUAUGCCCUUGGCAUGGCUGCCAUUGGGGUGGCCAUUCUCUGGUACAUCUUUCGGCUUGCAGGCAUGGGAGGCAGAGAAGGAGGCUUCAGUGCUUUUAAUCAGCUGAAAAUGGCCAAGUUCACUAUUGUAGAUGGGAAAUCUGGAAAGGGUGUCAGCUUCAAGGAUGUUGCAGGGUUGCAUGAAGCAAAGGUGGAAGUGAAAGAGUUUGUUGACUAUCUAAAGAACCCCGAUAGAUACCUUCAGCUGGGGGCCAAGGUCCCCAAGGGUUCCUUGCUGUUGGGGCCUCCAGGGUGUGGGAAGACCCUACUGGCCAAGGCUGUGGCAACCGAAGCUCAAGUGCCUUUCCUUGCCAUGGCGGGGUCUGAGUUUGUUGAAGUAAUUGGAGGUCUCGGCGCGGCCAGAGUGAGGAGUUUGUUUAAAGAGGCCCGCGCCCGCGCCCCAUGCAUCGUCUACAUAGAUGAGAUCGAUGCUGUUGGGAAGAAGCGCUCCACCAACAUGUCAGGCUUCUCCAACACUGAGGAAGAGCAAACUCUCAAUCAGUUACUGGUUGAGAUGGAUGGAAUGGGAACCACAGAUCAUGUGAUUGUGUUGGCCUCCACAAACCGGGCAGACAUUUUGGACAAUGCACUGAUGAGACCAGGGAGAUUAGACAGACAUAUUUUCAUUGACCUCCCAACCCUACAGGAAAGGAAGGAGAUCUUUGAGCAGCACUUGAAGAUCCUGAAGCUCACCCAGCCAGCAAACUUCUACUCCCUCCGUCUAGCUGAGCUCACCCCAGGUUUCAGUGGUGCUGACAUUGCCAACAUCUGUAAUGAGGCUGCCCUACAUGCUGCCAGAGAAGGAUACAAGUCUAUAGAUACAUUCAACUUUGAGUAUGCAGUGGAGAGGGUCAUUGCAGGAAGUGUAAAGAAAAGUAAGAUCCUAUCCAAAGAGGAGCAGAGAAUCGUGGCUUUCCACGAGUCCGGUCACGCUUUGGUGGGUUGGUUGCUGGAGCACACUGAGGCAGUCAUGAAGGUGUCAAUUGCCCCCAGGACCAAUGCUGCACUGGGGUUCGCACAGAUCCUCCCCAGAGACCAGUACCUCUUCACCAAAGAGCAGUUGUUUGAGAGGAUGUGCAUGGCAUUGGGUGGGAGGACGUCUGAGGCCAUCACAUUCAACAAAGUCACCACAGGUGCUCAGGAUGACCUGAGGAAGGUGACGCGGGUGGCCUACUCCAUGGUGAAGCAGUAUGGCAUGUCAGCUAGCGUGGGUCAGGUGUCCUUCCCGGACACAGAGGAGCAGGGAGCCAUUGGGCGCAGACCUUUCAGCCAGGGCCUCCAGGAGCAGAUGGAUCAUGAGGCUAAAAUGCUGGUGGCCCGUGCCUAUAGACACACAGAGAAGCUGCUUCUGGAAAACAGGGAUAAACUGAUAUUGCUGGCAAACACGUUGCUCGAGCGGGAGGUGGUGAACUAUGAUGACAUUGAGGCUUUGCUUGGCUCCCCUCCGUAUGGGCCCAAGAAGAUGAUCGCCCCGCAGACCUGGAUCGAGGCUGAGAAGGACAAGCAGGAUACCGGAGAGGACGAGCCUCCCAGGCCCCGGCCGCCACCCAGGAAGGACGAUGAGGACUUCAGCCUGGGCCCUGUGUGAUCUCAGGCUGAGGGCUCACGCAGUACCAGGACUGGCCUCACGGUGCGAGACCACAGGUGGUUGCUUAUUUGGUGUGCCAGCCAUACUCAGAUUGCAGUGAACUGAUCUGAGCUAAGAUUCUUUGCAGUGAAUUUGUGACUUGAAAGGACAAACGUGAGGCGUGGGGUAUCCUGCUUAUAUGUGUAGAGUAGGUUCCUACAGUAAAGUAACUUGAACUGAAUGAAUGGGAUGAAAGAUAAUUAUAAAUAUGUCCAUUUUUAUUGGAUGUAAUGAGUUAUGUUUGUACAGUGAAUAGCAUUUGUACAGAGAAAAUAGGAGGCUGCACAGAACGCUAUAAAACGCACUAAUUAGCCACAAAUAGCUUCUGAAAGGAUUACACAGUUGUUCCAUGGUUUCAAAGUUUAGGUUUAUGUUUUUCCUAAAUCUGUUACCUGCAAAAAAUGAUGUCCCUGCUGCAGGUACUCUAUGUACCAUCAUAAAGGAAUAUUCUCACUGUGGGCACAAAGCGUUUUCAAUAGUAGCCCAUGAUAAGGCAAAGGGAAGGUACACACCAGUUGACAAAAAAGUGUUAUUUAAUAGAAUUAAACUUGGCUGCUUGAAAGUUUUAUUGUGAAUUCAAUGCUGUUAGGCUGAUGUAGCCUUAUUGUAUCCACAUCCAACCAAGCUGUAUAAUCUGUGUGUUCAAAUAAAUCCAAAUAUAUGGGUUUCUCCCGUUUUUGGUUAAUAACA
Messenger RNA from Clupea harengus (Atlantic herring), 3467 nucleotides. It is a transcript of the gene spg7, whose product is annotated as SPG7 matrix AAA peptidase subunit, paraplegin. Gene Ontology annotation, molecular function: ATP hydrolysis activity; zinc ion binding; ATP binding. Gene Ontology annotation, cellular component: membrane; m-AAA complex. Lineage: Eukaryota; Metazoa; Chordata; Actinopteri; Clupeiformes; Clupeidae. The record is from RefSeq and is a predicted model, not a curated record. Gene Ontology annotation, biological process: mitochondrial protein processing.